GCGUGCGCGCGCACCAAUGCGCUCACACUCACACACACACACACACCCGGAGCGCUGGAGCUGCAGAGCUGAAUGGAAAGUGUGUGAGCAGUGUGGCUGUAUGGAGUGGAAGAAGGAUGCUUCAGCUCUUUAAAGGACUCUAUCUCUUAUUUAUUUAAUCCUUACUUUUUGUAAUAAACAACAAGAAGACCGCAGCAAUACAAUAAUAAUAAUAAUAAUAAUAACAAUAAUAAUAACAAUAAUGGCCAAGCCGCGUGGGAAUGGAGACGGUGCGGUGAGGUUCAUCUCACCCGCGGCUCUCAGUGACGGAGACAGCGACGUGGACUCGGGGGAAGAAGACCUGAGCCUGGAGGAGAUUUUAACCCUUUACGCUCAGCCCAUAAAUGAAGAACAAGCAUGGGCAGUGUGUUAUCAGUGUUGCCAGUUUCUGAGCCAGUUAAAACGCAGGAUGCGGAAUUCCCAAUCCCAGUCCCAAUCCCAGCCCCAGUCCCAGUCCAGUGUGGAUGUAGCCAGGAAGAUUGAAGGACCAGGAGAUGUGCGGAUCUGUAAAGACGGGACUAUUAAAGUCCAGCCCAGAAACAGCUCAGAUAAACACACACAGCAUAAUUCCUCCACAGAGGUGAUCGAGUCUCUGGGGAUUAUGAUUUAUAAAGCUCUGGACUAUGGGCUGAAGGAGAACGAAGAGCGGGAGCUCAGUCCUCCCCUCGAGCAGCUAAUCGACCUCAUGACCAACAUGGCGGAUACGGAGGUAGAUGCCUGCCCCGACGAGGGCUACGAAGCCACCGAGGAGGAAGACGAGGGAGAAGAAGAGCAGACGGAAGUCUCGGGCAUACGAGGCUACCGAGACAUCAUCACGCUGUGCACAUCCCACCUCCCGAGUUCAUCAGACGCUCCCAACCACUACCAGGCCGUGUGCCGAGCACUGUUCGCUGAGACCAAGGAACUCCGGACCUUCCUGGAAAAGAUCAAGAAUGCCAAAGAGAAUUUGCGGCGCAUGGAGGGAGAAACUCUCGAGGAACCUGUCAGAGACCUGAACGAGCUGCAGAAUGACGAUUGGGCUCGGUUCUGGGUGCAGGUAAUGAGGGACCUGAGAAACGGUGUGAAACUGAAGAAGGUGCAAGAGCGACAAUACAACCCACUGCCCAUCGAGUACCAACUCACUCCCUACGAAAUGCUCAUGGAUGACAUCCGCUCAAAGCGCUACAAGCUCCGCAAAGUCAUGGUGAAUGGGGACAUUCCUCCAAGGUUAAAGAAGAGCGCUCAUGAGGUCAUACUGGAGUUUAUACGUUCCAGACCUCCUCUGAACCCAGUCGCUGCCCGUAAACUGAAGCCUCAUCCUCCAAGACCCCCGAGCCUCCACGAGCGAAUCCUGGAGGAGAUCAAAGCCGAGAGGAAGCUGAGGCCUGUUUCUCCUGAUAUGAUCCGCAGGAACCGGCUCGCAAUGCGAUCACUUAGCAUGUCUGUGAGUUUUGAUUCAUCAGGCGCAGGAAAAAGCAUCAGCACUCCCCAGGACUUGUUCCGAUGCUCAGACACACCGGGUACACCCAGGAAGAAGAUUGCGGUCAGCACACUGGCAUUGGCCGAUGACACGCCACCUUCUCCCAAACCUGCCAAUGGAGCACAGCCACUCUCACAAAGGAAGAAAUUGCUCAAGGCACCAACACUGGCCGAGCUAGCAAGCUCUGACUCUGAAGAGGAGUCUAGCACACACAAAUCAAUCAGCAGCUCCAGCAUAUCCACUUCUAUGGUGGACGACACAUCUCCAGAUUCUGUCAUGGGCAAAAAGACCCCUCCCCGGUUCCUCCCAAUAUCGUCCACACCUCAGCCUGAGCGCCACGUGGCUCCUCAGCGGAGGCACUCCAUUGAGAAGGAGACCCCGACCAGCGUUCGUUCAUUCAUACCUCCUUCUCGCCAGAGCUCCAGAUCUCUGCCACCACAGGAAAAGAAGGAGGAAUUUUGCUACCCUAUGGAGUGUCGGACCCUGACUGUAGAGGAAGUGAUGCACAUCAGACAGGUUCUGGUCAAAGCUGAGCUUGAGAAGUUUCAGCAGUACAAAGAGGUCUACAAUGCUCUGAAGAAAGGAAAGCUUUGUUUUUCCUGUCGGACGAAGAAGUUUUCCUUUUUCAUUUGGUCCUACACCUGUCAGUUCUGCAAAAAACUUGUGUGUUCACAGUGUUGUAAGAAGAUGAAGCUGCCCUCCAAGCCUUAUGCCAUCCUGCCCAUUUACUCUCUCGGAUCCAAUACCCUGCCUAGGAAGGAAGCUGGAGUCACAGCCCAAGUGGAGAAGUCCUCAUCCAACCAGCGCAACAGCUUAAAACCUUCCACAUCCAGACCUUCCAAGCUUGGGGAGUACACCACCUCUAGAGAUGAAGUGGAGCUGCCAAAGGAGCUGACGGAGGACUGGAGCACCAUGGAUGUGUGCGUGGACUGCAAGAAGUUCAUCAACGACAUCAUCUGCUCCAGCAAACGCAGCUUAUCCGUGGCUAGCACACGAUCCUGUCUGAAGCGCAAAACCCAGUCCUUCUACAUGUCUCCUUCCAGAUCCCGUGAUUUUCGUCCCUCAGAACGGACCAUCAAGGAAGUGUAGGAGAAAGCUCUGACUUUGUGGCGGCCAUGUUAGCCAAUACUUUUCACUUAACAAAAUGGUGGAGACUCUGGCCUGGUGCAGUCAUUUAUUCAUUCUGUUUAGUCUUGGAUGAUGACUCAGUGUGUUAUAUAUGGCAGUACAAGAUGUUUACCAGGUGUUAAGAUGGUUGUGUAUGACGAUGGUCAAAACAAUAUCUGUGUAAUGUCUGUAGUUUAUCUCCAGUGCAAAACGUAGCUGGAAGAAUGAGUUCCUGUCCUUUCCUGCUGUCCUAUAUGUCAUCCUAUGGCUCUGGGGAUCAUUUUUCUGUCCCUGUGAGUGAAUGUCUUAACAAAGUGUUGGCAUUUCUAAUGUUUUGGCCAGGCUAUCCAGUACAUCCUGUCUCUUUAGUCUGAUUUCAUCACGGAGAAUGUCUUCCACAUCCAGGAUGAAGACUAGAUGGUGUGAUGGCUACUGUAUUACCAAAUCAAAAGGAUUAUAUCAAAAGAUUUGUAGUUCCUUAGUUUCCUUUUCCAGAGGUGGCUGAAAGAAUGAACUUUUUUCCUUCCUAAACCGCACCAGCCCUGUCCCCCUGUCUCAGGAAAAAAGGAAAAUGUGAAGUUAAACUAUGGAAAUGUAGUUUACCAAAGGCUUCAUAGCCCCUUUUUUUACCAGCUUUUUUCAUAUUCAUAUUCCAGCUGUGCAUGUAACACUGGGAGAAAAGUUACCGAAUGAGACCUGAAUGUAUAUUUUUAUUAGAGAGAACCAUACAGUUGUAUGUAAAUAGUAUGCUGAAGGAUCAGCCCAGACAUGUAAAUAAUGUUUAUUUCCCUGACUCAGGAAUAAAUGAAGUAGACAGACAGGCAGGCAGACCGGGGACUUGGCAGUCUGCCCUCCUUUGCCCAUUUACUUACCAAAUGCUUUUCUCCUCAUUUGGUGUUUGUUUAAACUGCUGCUUUGUUAGUCAAAUGGUUUGAUAACUGCAAAAAAAAUUUCAGGAUAUAUAUUUUUACUUUGGUUUAAUUAUGGUGUUUAAGACUUUAGUUUAAAAAAAAAAAAAAAAAAAAAAAAAAAGUGAGCAAAUUCAUUUCCCAACCUCAGCUUCUUAACAUUUUCUAGGGAUUUGGAUGAAGCUUCUUAAAGAAGAGCUUGCUUGUGCCAAAAUAACUCUCUACAAUCAGAACGUUGUGUUUUGGACCUGCUGUACAUAGUAAAUAUCAUAUGCUGAAGCUGUGAUCAUGCAAUAGGAGAUACAUUUAGCAACCUGAUCUAUCUAAUAUAUUAUCUUGUAACCUCUCAUAAGUUUAUGUUCAUAUAGGUUUAAAAUAAUAUAAUAAUUGUAAUUAUUUUCAUGGUCAAAUAAUUUUGCCAUGUUUUCACAGAAUGCACUUUCACAUGACAGCAAAUGCUGAGUCUGUUGUAUUCAUGUUUUUUUUGUUUUCUUUCUUUGUUUAAAUCUUACCAGUGCCAUGUUACUUUCUGUAACUCGAUAAGUCACUCGGCUUGGUGUGAAGCUGUUUGAUCAGGCGUGAGUAGCUUGAACAGUUAGCCUUUAGGUAUUUUCCUUUCCCUUUCAUCCCUUAAACACACAUGCAGAACAAAAACUGCACCAGUCACAUGUUCUGUUGGCUGAACGCUGUGCAGACGUUCCAGACUGUCGGUUCACUCACUGUAUUGUCUCUCUGUAAAAGAUGAAAAAUGUGCAUGUAAAAUCUAUGGUCCUGAUUUUUUUUUUUUUAUUUAAAAAAGUGAAUUAAUUGAUAAUAAACAUAUUUCAUGUA
Messenger RNA from Pangasianodon hypophthalmus (striped catfish), 4344 nucleotides. RefSeq names its product spire-type actin nucleation factor 1a (gene spire1a). Gene Ontology annotation, biological process: actin filament polymerization; cleavage furrow formation; Golgi vesicle transport. Gene Ontology annotation, cellular component: cell cortex; cytoplasmic vesicle membrane. Lineage: Eukaryota; Metazoa; Chordata; Actinopteri; Siluriformes; Pangasiidae. The record is from RefSeq and is a predicted model, not a curated record. The transcript has 19 exons. The coding region runs from base 242 to 2587 and encodes 781 amino acids. Gene Ontology annotation, molecular function: actin binding.